Molecule: messenger RNA, 2274 nt
Organism: Rangifer tarandus platyrhynchus (Svalbard reindeer)
Lineage: Eukaryota; Metazoa; Chordata; Mammalia; Artiodactyla; Cervidae
Source: the annotation of a GenBank genome assembly
AUGCUGAGCCUCCUCGUCUGGAUCCUCACUCUCUCCGAUACUUUCUCCCAAGGGACCCAGACCCGCUUCAGCCAGGAGCCAGCCGACCAGACUGUGGUGGCUGGACAGCGGGCCGUGCUCCCCUGCGUCCUACUCAACUACUCGGGGAUCGUGCAGUGGACCAAGGAUGGGCUUGCGCUGGGCAUGGGCCAGGGCCUCAAAGCCUGGCCACGGUACCGCGUCGUGGGCUCUGCGGAGGCCGGGCAGUACAACCUGGAGAUCACAGACGCUGAGCUUUCUGACGAUGCCUCUUACGAGUGCCAGGCCACGGAGGCCGCCCUGCGCUCCCGACGAGCGAAACUCACCGUGCUCAUCCCCCCAGAGGACACCAGGAUUGAUGGCGGUCCUGUGAUCCUGCUGCAGGCAGGCACCCCCCACAACCUCACAUGCCGCGCCUUCAACGCCAAGCCUGCCGCCACCAUCAUCUGGUUCCGGGACGGGACGCAGCAAGAGGGUGCUGUAGCCAGCACGGAACUACUGAAGGAUGGGAAGAGGGAGACCACCAUUAGCCAGCUGCUCAUCAACCCUACAGACCUGGACAUUGGGCGUGUCUUCACCUGCCGCAGUGUGAACGAGGCCAUCCCGAGUGGCAAGGAGACGUCCAUUGAGCUCGAUGUGCACCACCCCCCUACAGUGACCCUGUCUAUCGAGCCCCAGACGGUGCAGGAGGGCGAGCGCGUCGUUUUUACCUGUCAGGCCACGGCCAACCCGGAGAUCCUGGGCUACAGGUGGGCCAAGGGGGGCUUCCUGAUUGAAGAUGCCCAUGAGAGUCGCUAUGAAACAAAUGUCGAUUAUUCCUUCUUCACGGAGCCCGUGUCCUGUGAGGUUCACAACAAAGUGGGGAGCACCAAUGUCAGCACAUUAGUCAAUGUCCACUUUGCCCCUCGGAUUGUAGUUGACCCUAAACCCACGACCACAGACAUUGGCUCUGAUGUGACCCUCACCUGUGUCUGGGUUGGGAAUCCCCCCCUCACCCUGACCUGGACCAAAAAGGACUCAAACAUGGUCCUGAGUAACAGCAACCAGCUGCUGCUGAAGUCGGUGACCCAGGCCGAUGCCGGCACUUACACCUGCCGGGCCAUUGUGCCUCGGAUCGGAGUGGCUGAGCGGGAGGUGCCGCUUUACGUGAACGGGCCCCCCAUCAUCUCCAGCGAGGCUGUGCAGUAUGCCGUCAGGGGCGACGGUGGCAAGGUGGAGUGUUUCAUCGGGAGUACGCCACCCCCAGACCGCAUUGCCUGGGCAUGGAAGGAGAACUUCCUGGAGGUGGGGACCCUGGAACGCUACACGGUGGAGAGGACCAACUCGGGCAGUGGGGUCCUGUCCACGCUCACCAUCAACAACGUUAUGGAGGCCGACUUUCAGACCCACUACAACUGUACCGCCUGGAACAGCUUUGGGCCGGGCACGGCCAUCAUCCAGCUGGAAGAGCGAGAGGUGCUACCGGUGGGCAUCAUCGCCGGGGCCACCAUUGGCGCGGGCAUCCUGCUCAUCUUCUUCUUCAUCGCCUUGGUGUUCUUCCUCUACCGGCGCCGCAAAGGCAGUCGCAAAGACGUGACCCUGAGGAAGCUGGACAUCAAAGUGGAGACCGUGAACCGGGAGCCGCUCACGAUGCAUUCUGACCGGGAGGACGACACUGCCAGCGUCUCCACGGCGACCCGUGUCAUGAAGGCCAUCUACUCGUCCUUCAAGGAUGACGUGGACCUAAAGCAGGAUCUGCGCUGUGACACCAUCGACACGCGGGAGGAGUAUGAGAUGAAGGACCCCACCAAUGGCUACUACAACGUGCGUGCCCACGAAGACCGCCCGUCUUCCAGGGCAGUGCUCUAUGCUGACUACCGUGCCCCCGGCCCUGCCCGCUUCGACGGCCGCCCCUCGUCCCGCCUCUCCCACUCCAGCGGCUACGCCCAGCUCAACACCUACAGCCGGGCCCCGGCCCCCGACUACGGCCCCGAGCCCACGCCCCCUGGUCCUGCUGCCCCCGCUGGCAACGACACCGCCAGCCAGCUGUCCUACGAGAACUAUGAGAAGUUCAAUUCCCACCCCUUCCCCGGGGCAGCCGGGUACCCCACCUACCGACUGGGCUACCCCCAGGCCCCACCGUCCGGCCUGGAGCGGACCCCGUACGAGGCAUACGACCCCAUUGGCAAGUACGCCACCGCCACGCGAUUCUCCUACACCUCCCAGCACUCGGACUACGGCCAGAGAUUCCAGCAGCGCAUGCAGACGCAUGUGUAG